GCCAUGACAACGGCGUUCAAAAUGAUCAAUUCGCCGACCUCGGUGGUCGAUGAGAUGCUGCGUGGCUUGGUGCACUCGUCCCCGGAUCUGUGCCUUGUCCCUGACUACCGAAUCGUCCUGCAUCGCGACUACAAUGACCUCAAGCAGCGCCAAGUAACCCUGUUGUCUGGAGGUGGAAGCGGCCACGAGCCAGCUCAUGCUGGAUACAUUGGACAUGGCAUGCUUACGGGGGUCAUCUGCGGUGACGUAUUUGCGUCCCCAAGUACCAAGCAGGUGUUGACUGCGAUUCGGCUGGCUGCGGGUCCCCACGGGUGUUUGAUUAUCGUCAAGAACUACACAGGCGAUCGACUGAACUUUGGCUUGGCUAUCGAAACCGCCAAAGCAGAAGGACUCAACGUGGACAUGGUCGUGAUUGGAGACGACUUGGCAAUCCCUGGUGCAGUAAGCUGACUGGACAAGUGUUUGACAUGGACCUCUAGACGCCAAGGCGGGCCAUCGCGGGUUGGCAGGCACGGUCUUUGUGCACAAGAUUGCUGGAGCCAUGGCCGCUCAAGGGUUCCCAUUGGCCAAAAUUGCAGAGCAACUGCAGCAACUUGUCAUUGGAACGAUGGGCGUGGCGUGGAACUCGUGCACACUGCCAGGUCAAAGCUCCAGUCGCCAUAUUCAACCGCACGAGAUGGAGAUCGGGCUAGGAAUCCACGGCGAGCCUGGCGCGAGGACCGUUAACCAGCUCCAGUCUCGAGCCACCGUGGCAGAAUUGCUGACGACCGUACAAAAAGGCCUGGACAUCACUCG
This is a messenger RNA of Aphanomyces astaci, 795 nucleotides long. RefSeq lists its product as hypothetical. Gene Ontology annotation, molecular function: glycerone kinase activity. Gene Ontology annotation, cellular component: cytosol. Lineage: Eukaryota; Oomycota; Saprolegniomycetes; Saprolegniales; Verrucalvaceae. The coding region runs from base 4 to 450 and encodes 148 amino acids. Gene Ontology annotation, biological process: glycerol catabolic process. The record is from RefSeq and is a predicted model, not a curated record. The transcript has 3 exons.